Messenger RNA from Yamadazyma tenuis ATCC 10573, 1716 nucleotides. RefSeq lists its product as uncharacterized. Gene Ontology annotation, cellular component: peroxisomal membrane. Gene Ontology annotation, biological process: peroxisome organization. The record is from RefSeq and is a predicted model, not a curated record. Lineage: Eukaryota; Fungi; Ascomycota; Pichiomycetes; Serinales; Debaryomycetaceae.
AUGUCUACCACCGAAUCGCCCCCGAGCUCCAAAAGCUCAAACUCUCGGUACAAGGACAAAACCAUAAAGGUGCUCGAGAAGGCAUAUGAGUCUGUCAGUAGCGUGGCCAAAGACAACUCAGGCAGAAAUCGGGGGCUUGCAGCUGGCACCGCUGCGGCCUUCAUCAGUUUGGGAAUCGAUAAACUCAAUGGACAAUCAUCUGGUCUCCCGUAUACUGAUGCCGAGAUCGAGGCAAUCAAGGAGAUGGCCGAGUCGGCUGCCGACGAAACUUCACUGAAGCCGUCGACCCAUUUCAUGGAUAGGUUGCUCGAAAGGCUCGUGAAGCAUACUUUUACUGAUGGAGACGAUGAAACAGAUCUAUUGGAACAACGGAUUACAGACAAGAACAGGACUUCCAGGCCAGGACUUUCGUUGCGAGUGUUGGGGCUGAACUUCAAGAAGUUGAGUUCAAAAAUGACUGGGUUCUUCGCUCUUCAGUAUGGGGUCAUCCAUGUGAUCACCUGGAAACGGCCCACCAAAACCCUCUGCUUUCUUUUCGCCUAUACAUCGGUAUGUUUGUGGCCACAUCUUGUAUUGGCAUACCCUCUUUUGGGGAUAUUGUUUGGAGUGAUGAUCCCGGGUUACGUUUACUGCCAUCCCAUGCCUUACCCAGAGAUUAUACGGGUGAAAAAAAGGGGUCAAUCGGUAUUGGACUUUCUUACAGACUCUGGAAGUCUGAGUAUUGUGGACGACUUGUUGAGUGACGAAUUCUUGGAAGCGUUAGAGGAAAAACUGAAUAUGUUGGCACUGGUAAGCUCCAGAUCAUCGGAAUCUUCUGCAUUUGCAACCAGUUUAUCGCCCACCCCCACGUCUUCGAACUUUGCUACCCCUGAGCAGGUAGACGCCUACCAGGAGAAGAAGGAGACCUCGAAGCGAAUUAAGAAGCAGAUGAACCUCUUGUUGAACAUGAGAGAUUUGCAGAACUUGACUACAGAUGUGGUGAAAGGUAUGGACAAAGCCGAGGAUAUCUAUUACGACACGGCUGGGUUCAAGGACGAGCAGCUCUCAACCCUCAUAGUGUACGGGCUUUUUGUGGCCACCACCAUUAUUGUUGUUUUGGGUCAGUUUAUUCCUUGGAGGUUGAUAUUUAUCCAAAGCGGAUGGGCUGCGAUUAUUCUCUGCCACCCCAACACGAAGAAAUAUCUCACGGCCAUCAAGCCCAAGACCAAGAAGCCCCCUCCCUUGCCAGCCCGAACCCCACCGAAAACCCCAAACCCUCUGCCAAAACCAUCUAUCUACAAUCAGGUCAUUGUGGACGAUGCUCCGGAGGUGAGAACAGUAGAGGUCUUUGAAUUGCAGUGCAAGACUCCCAUGAGCAGCUCCUACAGCCUAUACAACUACUGUACUAGUUUGUUUGAUGUCAAGGACCAUGUUAGAGCCAGUGGAAGGAAACCUAUUGGAGUGGAUGUACUAUCGAAAGUAUCACCUCCAAGAGGCUGGAAGUUUGAAACAAAGCUCGCCAGAGAAUGGGAGUUUGACAAUGACCCCCAAGCAUUUUUGACAGAAAGGGGGUUGAAGGUUGGUGGAAUAUUUGACAUCAGGAACAUUGAGGCAGACGGAUGGAUCUAUGAUGACACUACGGGCAUCCCCGACCUGGACUAUGUGUUUCGGCGGAGGCGGCUCUACCGCAAGUGCUUCCGCUACGGUCGGCAGGUUCCUCGAGCCCCUGUUGCUUAA